Molecule: messenger RNA, 4131 nt
Organism: Dermacentor silvarum
Lineage: Eukaryota; Metazoa; Arthropoda; Arachnida; Ixodida; Ixodidae
Gene: RapGAP1
Product: rap1 GTPase-activating protein 1-like
Exons: 22
Coding region: 1078-3294 (738 amino acids)
Biological process (GO): activation of GTPase activity; regulation of small GTPase mediated signal transduction
Cellular component (GO): cytoplasm
Molecular function (GO): protein binding; GTPase activator activity
Source: RefSeq, a predicted model, not a curated record
UGCUCUUUGCGCGACGGUUGAGGAGGUGGCGGUGGAGAGCGUCUGUGUGUGCGCGUUGUUGCGCUCCCUCUCCCUACGAGGCACAUUCGACGACUCGGCGUCGUCCGCCGUCGUCGGCAGCGAGAUCGCUCGGUGCUCCCCGGUCGGUCGGUCGGUGGCUCCGUGGAAUCUCUCUCUCGUGUGGGACGCCCCCUUCCUAUUCGGCGGCGGCAGCAGCAGCAGCAAGGAGUGUUGUUCCGUCGUCGGCGGCCGGUUUUUUUAAACACUGUGCGCAUCGCUGGGGCAGCUGUCGUACCGCUGCUUUUCGGCUUCCGAGACAAGCGGGUGUCGUUUGUCGUCGUGUGGUGUUUUUCGCGCCGACUCGAAGUCGAUGUCAUGUGGAUAACAACGGUCGCCGACGAGUGACUUGUUCGGCCCGUUGUGGUCGCCGUCGUCUGCUUCUCGUCGCUGCGGAGUCCGCGCGCAGGACGGGGGGCAACUCCCACGCCGUCGUCUGCUACUCGCCUAUUAGUACAGCGCCUGAAAUCGGGGGCGCGUACUUCUGCCGGCUCCCAAAAGUUGGCCGUUGGGAACGCCCGGAUAUUGACGUGGAGCUUCGCAACAGAUUUAUGCAUCUGCAGUGUUACGGCACGGCGCUCCAUGCAUCCCAGGACGGGACUCCCAUGUGACUGGCACACGUGAUAUGAUUGCAUUCCCGAAGCAGUCGUGACCAGCCCUCAUUUCUCAAUUCGCGUUCGAGCGGCUGGCUGCGGACCACCAACCCUGACAAAGAGAGCAUCAUCGAAGAAAGGAGAAGUUCACCGCUGCUUUGACACCGACGACAGCACCGGCGGCUGCGCCGCGUGCGCGUCUACAGCACCACCGUCGACGGGGCAUGCCGACUCGACGAUCGCCCUCCGUGCUGUCGACGCUCGGAGACGACGCCGGAAACAAAAGAGCGCGCUGGGACCGGCGCGACCGGAACUAAUCCGUUGCCGCGGCCGGGGUCGACGAGGUCUGCGUCUACGACGGCGAAGACGGCGACGCGAAUAAGGCCCCUCUGCUGCAAGGGCCGUCGCCCAUGAAUCCUGCUCUUCCAUGGCAGACACAAUGGCUCGACCUUUAGAAGAUGACUGCUUCCGGAGGAGAUCGGUCGAAGAGGAUGUCGCUAAGUCCAGCGACCUGUUCGAUCUGCUCAACAAGCUGCAGAACAGCCGGCUCGACGACCAGCGCUGCGAGCUGCCCCGCGGAGAGGCGUCCCAGGCACGCCGAAACAAUGCGGCGCCCGUCAGCAAAGCCGAGAGGCAAACUCAAGACCAAGAAAAGCUAGAAGAGAUCAUGCGAAAGCAGGGCAGCUACCCGAUGGUGGUGCUUCCGGUGGCCGGCGGCUACUGGGUGGACGGCGUGGACUGCGCCUCGCCCUCGGACGUCUUCGACAGCGUCUUCGUGCCGGGACACUUCACGCCGGCCAAGAUCAACAGCCGGGAGAUCGCCACCACCUACCGAAGGCACUUCCUCGGAAAGGAGCACCUCAACUAUAUCGGACGAGAUGAAGGUUCGAAUCCCUUCAUUCUGUCGCUCAAGCUGGAAACGAUAGAGGAAGCGGACGAUCACUACAGGGUCAUACUUAGAACAAAAGAAGGCAUUGUUAGCGAACUGGUUCCGAACGAUCCAAAGACCGAACUCUGGACGGCAGCUCGGCUUGUCAAAUCCUUACGUGAUAACAUCAACAAUGUGGUGCUGCAACCAGUGUUCUUUCCAAAAGCUUCCGAACUCCUGAUGGCAUUCGACGAACAAGUUCUAGUCCACGAGUACAAAUUUGGAGUCAUUUAUCAAAGGCCCGGCCAGAUAAGGGAGGAAGAACUGUUUGGAAACCGCCACCACAGCGCUGCGAUGGAUGAGUUCCUAAACAUGCUGGCCGACAAGGUCACGCUCAAGGACUUUUCUGGGUUCCGUGGUGGCCUGGACACACAGCAUGGCCAGACGGGCCAAGAUUCCUUCUACACGUCUUUCAACGGCUGCGAGAUCAUGUUCCACGUCUCCACGCUGCUACCGUACACCGAAGGAGACGUGCAGCAGCUUCAGCGCAAGCGGCACAUCGGCAACGACAUCGUGGCCAUCGUGUUCCAGGAGGAGAACACGCCCUUCAUGCCCACCAUGAUCGCCUCUCACUUCCUGCACUCGUUCAUCGUGGUUCAGCCCAUCAGGACGGGACGCCUGCAAAUCGGACGGCAAAGGUACCGGGUGGCGGUGACGGCUCGAUUGGACGUUCCCUUCUUCGAGCCCAAGCUGCCGGUGCCGGCCGAGUUCGAGGCUGGACCCGAGUUCCGCGAGUUCCUGCUGCAGAAGCUCAUCAACGCCGAAAACGCCUCGUACCGGGCCGAGCAGUUUGCUCGGCUAGAGGCCCGGACCCGGUCGUCGCUUCUGCAGAACUUACACGACCAGCUGCUGGGCAAGACGCAGGAGUUCUCCGGCAGCGCCAGCUUCGUGGCAGGCGACGAGCUGGACGAGGGCGCAGCCACCAACGGCGGCUCCACGGCCGUGGCCAGCGGCGCGAGCUUCCUGGACGGCUUCUUCCGCAAGGCGCUCAGCGUCAAGAUCCGCAGCCAGUCCGUCGAGUCCAACCUGGCGAAGCGCUCCUCGUCCAGCGCCAGCAGCAGCAGCCUCACCAACACUGUCAUCGGCGAGAACACCCCGCUCGCCACUGGGACACCUAAAGCCCAGAGUUCCAGGAGCGUCAACCAGGGAUCGCCAUCUCAAAGUAGCAGCCGGCGGCUGGACUUCCCCACGGUCACCUCCCUGCUGGGCAUGAGCCGGCGGCGUCCCAACAGCAGUCCCACCACGCCGGUGUCCAGCCCAGAGACGCCGCCCUCGAUGGCCAAGUCUCAGCUGGCGCAGCAGCAGGGCUCUCAGCUACAGCAGUCGGGCUGCGGCAGCUUCCCGUGCGCCGAGUCCGACACCUCUAGUCUGAACAGCGUCGAGUCUGACCUGGGCCUCAGCGGCAGCAGCAUGAUGCCACCGCCGGAGAUCCCGUCCAGGAACUCCCGCUCCCUGCUCAUACAAGCCACGGCGGCGUCAGCGGCCAGCGGAGGCGGACAGCACGCGGAGGGUGCCGAUACACUUCAAGGCUUUCAGGAGCAGAUCGAGAGCCUGGCACAAGAACUAGCGCGUAUGAAGAGGGAAAAGUUUGACUGGCUCAAGGAUAAAGCGAUCAUGCAGGCCGAAAUGCAGAAGCUUACCGACAAGGAAGUGCGCCUCACGACGGAGCUCUCCCUUGCCAAGCGCGAGGUGGCCCGGCUCUCGAAGCUCGUCUGAUACCCCGGCGACAAGCUCUCCGUCGUUCUCGUGACGGGCUCUGCGUCGCACCAUUGCUAGUCAACUCUAUACUUGCGAACGCUUCUUUUCUUUUCCACUGCUGUUGCGAGGACGAAGAGUGCGCUGCACACACUCAUGCCAAAAAAAGAAGAGACAGUGAAUGAGAACGGUUGAUCGGCUCACCAAGUUCACCUGUACCCACCUAUGCCUGCUGUCCGCCGUUUUUUUUUUCUUCUUUUUUUUUGCGUUUCAUGCGAGAGACUAACGCAUUACCUUCCACUCCGCGUCUUGCAUCAUUUUCGCCACAAGUGAGCUCUAUACACACACACACACACCAUGGACAGAGUGUCAAGAUCCUUUCCCGUUAUUUUAAGAUUUAUUGUAUGUGAUGUGUGCGUUUGUGCAAUGAUUCGUUGUCACUGCGUGUUUCUUUUCCUUUUUUUUUAUUUUUACCAUGUUCCUCUGGUUGUCUUAGUUCUUUUCCAAGCCAUGCGUACAUUGUUAUCUCGUUAAAGAAAAACUGUCACGUUUUUGCGAAUGGCAUGCGUUUGGCUUGACCGAGCAAUGCACUUGUCUGUGUAAUUAGGAGACAUCCCUGCACGAGAGAGAAAAAAAAAUCGCGUAUGCCACACACUUCCUAUAUUCAUUAAUCUCGUAUUAGAAUAUGAGAUCCCGUACAAAUCAUACGACAAUAAUCGACUCGUGAGAUAUGUUAUGUACGAUAUGUUUCUCGAGAGGGAUGUGCAUUUUGUUUUCGCGUAGCACAUUCACGACUCUGUUUUGUGGAUAACUUUUAUUUAUUUCCAUUGUUUUAAAUUUUUCCUUGAUACUGUUCAG